AUGAGCUUUCCCGGUGCUGCUCCGCCGCCUGAGGGCGUUGUCCCUGACCUGGCUCAUCCGCACGAUGUCCUGAGGACCGUCAACUACAUCACGCAAGGACUGACCGUCUUCUUUGUCUCCAUCUUCGUUGCUAUCCGAUUCUAUGCCAAAUCCAGAGUCUUGGGAGGAGGAUUUACACCAGACGAUUCUAAUCUGAGGAAAAUAGAUGCAACAUAUGCAGCUUAUGUGCUCAUGCUGGGUUACUGCAUCACUGCAGUUUUCGCUGGUGCGCAUGGCGGAGGCCUGAAUAUAUGGGAAGUGUCACCGGGACAGGUUGAGCAAUACUUCAAGUCUUGCUAUGCCGCCACCAUCUUCUAUGCCCCGAUGGCCAUGACGGUCAAACUGGCCCUGCUUGUCAUCAUCAUUCGAGUCUUUGGAUCCGUCCACCGCCGAACGCUUAUCGGAAUCUACAUCUUCAUCGGCAUGAUUGUGGCAUACUACGUCUCCGGCCUCUUCAUCAAAAUCUUCAUCUGCUGGCCCAUCAGCGCCUAUUGGACGGGAGACUCUGGCAAGUGCUUGAACCAGAGCGCCAUUGUCACGGCCGACUCCAUCAUCAGCGUCAUCAGCGACUUGGCCAUCCUGCUGCUGCCGACGCCCCUUACCUGGUCGCUCCAGCUGCCUCGUCGGAAACGCCUCCGUGUUACGGGACUGUUAUGCGCCGGUGGAGUUGCCACAGGCUUCAGUAUCUAUCGUCUGGCCAUGAUUGUUGACCAGCGCAACUCUACCAACAUGACUAUUGUUUUCAUCAAGGUCAUACUGUCAGGCAACGCCGAAGUUGGCAUCGGCCUAAUCUGUGCCUGUCUCCCGGCCGUCAGCGCCCUCUACGUGCAGCGGAUGCGAGGCUCGUCAUACUUCAAGAAUCCCGGCCAGUCCAGCGUCACCGGACGUGGCGAAAUUAUGCUGACGCGAUCAUACCAUGUCGACAGAUCGCGCGCAGACAAGGGCGUAGACGAGAGUGCCCUUGAGUUGGGGCAUGACGAGGCAGGCCUGGUGUCGAGCAUCGGGACUGACAUCAAGGCAAAUGCCGCCGAAAGCCAUCUCUCGAAUCGAUCCGAAGAGACGCUUUGA
Molecule: messenger RNA, 1107 nt
Organism: Trichoderma citrinoviride
Lineage: Eukaryota; Fungi; Ascomycota; Sordariomycetes; Hypocreales; Hypocreaceae
Product: GPCR, PTH11-type
Exons: 6
Coding region: 1-1107 (368 amino acids)
Source: RefSeq, a predicted model, not a curated record